AUGGCUGUUCCUACUACAAAACGACGGAAAUUGAGCCACAGCCCUACUCCAGAGAGCGAAGAUAAGUCUGCAGACGAGACAGACAACACCGAUCUUGAAGACGAUGCUCAGACAUCUGCGACGCGAACAGACGGACACAAAGACCAAGCCUCCAAAGCGCAAAAGAGUCGUGAGGGGAAGAGGAAGCUUAUGCAUAACCCGUUGUUGGAUGGAGGAGUCUACAAUGGCGAGAUAUACAAAUCAAACAUCUUCAAACUGCAAUUGGACCGACUGCUACGAGAUUCCAGGCAGAAGUCAAGCGCAAGGGUGGAAUCGAUAGACAAGGCACUGCGUAUGGUAAAACAGAUUAUCGAGAACGCUUCGGAUACUCCGCCGGUCUCUAUCAUCGAUGCAGAAAAGGAAUUGAAGAGGAGCCAUGGAGUCGCCAUACCAUUUCCCAGUCCUCGGCCGCCCAAGGACGCAAAAUAUAAGUUGGAAUUCAGGAAGCCUUCUCACAUCAACGUUAUCGGUAGCUAUCCCGCUCAACUGGCCACCCAGAAGAAUGGGCAGAUCUCAGUCGAUCUCAUGAUAUCGAUGCCAACUGCGCUCUUUCAAGACAAGGACUUUCUGAACUAUCGCUAUUUCUACAAGAGAGCGUACUACCUUGCUUGCGUCGCAGCGAUCCUGAAGGGCGACAAGACUCAUAAGCUACAAGUAUCUUAUGAGAUGCUCCAUGGCAAUCAGUUGCUGCCAGUUGUAAUAGUACACACCAAUGAGACAUCUGCACCCGCUGGGUUUUGCAUUCGAAUACUCCCAUCGAUUGCGGAAUCCGUUUUCUCGGCGGAGAAGACGCAGCCCGACAGGAAUUGUGUUCGACCGCAGCCUGGUCUUGAUUCAGAGAAGCAUAAGCUUGAACCUACACCAUUCUAUAAUGCAUCUCUUCGCAUAGAUAGCUCGAUGACACAUUAUCUCAAGCUGAUUCACCGAGCGUCCACGAUUUGCGAUGGAUUCAGGGAUGCCUGUAGCCUUGGGAGAUUGUGGUUACAGCAACGCAAUUUGAGCUCCGAUAUACACAGCAUUGGCUUUGGCAACUUUGAAUGGGCUGCUAUUGUGGCUACGCUAUUGCUGACAGAGAAGUCCCCAAGUGGCGUGUCACUGUCCCCAGGGUAUAGCAGUUACCAGUUAUUCAAGGCAACGCUUCAAUUUCUGUCGUCACGAGACAUCAGCCGAAACCCAUUUCUGACAUCGAGACUGGAAUGUAAGUUCCCGAAAAAUGGAACUCCCGUUUUCUUUGACAGCCAAGCUGGCAUCAACCUAUUGUUCCAGAUGUCACCGUGGUCUUAUAAGACAUUACGGGACGAAGCGGCGCUCACAGUGAAAAUGCUUGGAGACAACAUUCACGACAAUUUCGAAGCAACUUUCAAAAUCAAGGUCGACCCGCUACUACUGAAGCACGACAUAGUCAUGAAUGUACCUGUCGGUGCCCUGUCAAAGGCUGUCAAUAGCAGCAGUCUAGAUCCUCUCCCUCAUCUAUUCAUCCACAAAGUCUAUAGUCUGCUUGUAAGGGGAUUGGGUGACCGUGUGUCAUCUAUUGCGAUAUAUCCGCCCCACCCUUCACCAUGGACGAUCGACUCCGCGCGAGUCCAACAAUAUGUGAACACGACACUUGAUGUUGGGUUCUCUGUACAUCCAGUGCACAUUGCAAGGACAAUAGAUCGUGGGCCAUCCGCUGAAGACAAGCAAGAUGCUGCAGCGUUUCGAAAAUUCUGGGGCGAAAAGGCCGAGCUUAGAAGAUUCAAAGAUGGUAGCAUCGUUGAGACACUCGAAUGGUCAGCCAAGCCUGAAAGUGGUACGAUUCUUGAGCAAAUCGUGUUGCACAUCCUUGAGAGACAUGUUGGCAAGACUGUGGCAACGGAAGUGAAGUUCUCUGGGGAGAAUUUUGGUAAGCUUCUGCCAGGUAGUGCGCCGCACCCCAGUAUUGCUCCAUUCAAGCCCAUCAUGACAGCCUUUUCGACACUAGAACGUGAUCUGCGAGGCCUAGAUGAGCUCCCCCUGCAAUUCAGACAUGUGCUCGCGGCGUCGUCGGGUCUCAGCUAUAGUUCCGUGAUGGCACCGCUGUCUAAAGAGCACGACGUAGCCGCGCAGCCACUGGAUGUGAUUAUAGAGUUUGAAGGGUCUGGAAGGUGGCCUGACGAAAUUCCAGCCAUCCAGAAGACGAAGAUUGCCUUUCUUCUGAAAAUUGGUGAGCUGUUUGAGCAGAAAGCCGAUGGGACGACGACACGUCUUGGACUGGAUAAUCAAGAGAACAACAUGCUAAACCAAGCAUAUCUGGACAUAAUCUACUCGACGUCUGCUGCAUUCCGCCUCCGUAUCCGUCUCGAUCGAGAACAAGCCACCCUGGAACGAGUCAAGGCCAACAAACUGACGGACGCAAAACAACGUGAGAUAUACUCUCAAGCAUUAGCAGUAUACAAGCGCCAUUCGUUGGUCAGUCCGUCGCACGUGCAGGCACUCCAGACUCUAAGCACACGUUAUCCAGCCCUGUCGCCAUCCAUCAGACUCGUCAAGCGGUGGUUUGCGGCCCACUUGCUCACAUCUCACAUUCCUGAGACUGUGAUAGAGCUGCUUGUUGUGCGAGCAUUUCUCCAGCCGUUUCCAUGGGACACGCCUUCGAGUGUAUCCACUGGCUUCGUGCGAACGCUGUACUUCCUUUCCCGCUGGGACUGGCGCGAAGAUCCACUCAUCGUAGACCUCUCUGGAGACAUGACCAGCGAUGAAUUCGAGGCAAUCGAAGCAGACUUCAAAUCGCUUAGAGCCAAGGACCCAUCGAUGAAUAAGGUAGUGUUGUUUGCUGCUUCGAGUGUGGAUCGAGCUGGCACCACGUGGACCGAUCAAGGGAGCCCUCCCCGAGUGGCAGCGUCACGCAUGACAGCUCUUGCGAAAGCAGCCACGCAAGCCGUUCUAGACCCACUCGUGAAGCUCAACGUGAAGUCUCUCUUCACCUCGUCUCUCAAGGACUACGACUUUGUCAUCCACCUACACGCCAAAUACACGCGCGCAGGCCGGGAAAAGAGCGUGACUCUCGCCAACGGCCAAUUCAAGAAUCUCCAGCUGCAGGCCGCCAGUCUGCAAAACACCAAGAACAUUGGCUACGACCCUGUCGCCGCGUAUGUGGAAGAUCUCAAAUCCCUCUACGGGAGCUGUGCCGUUUUCUUCCACGACAACAGCAAUGGUGGGAGGGUCAUUGCGGGUCUCUGGAACCCGGCUGUGGUGGGCAGAAAACACUGGCGAGCCAUGAUGCUCUACUCUACCAUCCCGAAGAUACCGAGGGAUGACGAGAAUGGGAUGAGUUCGUCUGUCAACGUGGAGGCUAUAUUGAGUGAGAUGGCAAGGCUGGGUGGGGAUAUGGUUAGUAAGAUAGAGCAGCAGAAGACCUUUGCUGGCGUUGAGUAG
Pseudovirgaria hyperparasitica is the source of this 3432-nucleotide messenger RNA. RefSeq names its product pre-rRNA processing protein-like protein Utp22. Bases 1 to 3432 code for a protein of 1143 amino acids. Gene Ontology annotation, biological process: rRNA processing; tRNA export from nucleus. Lineage: Eukaryota; Fungi; Ascomycota; Dothideomycetes; Acrospermales; Acrospermaceae. The transcript has 2 exons. Gene Ontology annotation, cellular component: CURI complex; UTP-C complex; small-subunit processome. The record is from RefSeq and is a predicted model, not a curated record.